Molecule: messenger RNA, 1119 nt
Organism: Choloepus didactylus (southern two-toed sloth)
Lineage: Eukaryota; Metazoa; Chordata; Mammalia; Pilosa; Megalonychidae
Product: olfactory receptor 4C5-like
Exons: 3
Coding region: 7-1119 (370 amino acids)
Biological process (GO): G protein-coupled receptor signaling pathway
Cellular component (GO): membrane
Molecular function (GO): G protein-coupled receptor activity; olfactory receptor activity
Source: RefSeq, a predicted model, not a curated record
GAAAGAAUGAACAAUGUGACAGAAUUUAUCCUGCUCGGCCUGACAGAGAACUCAGAUGUACAGAAACUCUUGUUUAUUGUGUUUACACUCAUCUACUUUCUCACCCUGGCAGGCAACCUACUCAUUGUAGUGACAAUCACCACCAGCCCACUCCUGGAAUGUCCCAUGUAUUUCUUUCUGUCUUUCUUAUCUUUCAUAGAUGUUUGUUCCUCAUCUACCAUGGCCCCCAAAAUGAUAUUUGACUUACUUGCUGAGAAGAAAACUAUUUCCUUCAGUGGGUGCAUGACUCAGGUCUUUGCAGAGCAUUUCUUUGUGGGAGCUGAGACCAUCCUGCUCAUGGUGAUGGCCUAUGACCGCUACAUGGCCAUCUGCAGGCCCCUGCACUAUAUGACCACAAUGAGCUGGCGGGUGUGUGGCCUCCUGGUGGUCCUGUCCUGGGCUGGGGGAUUUCUUCAUGCUCUGAUUCAAGUCCUUUUCAUUGUAUGGUUACCCUUCUGUGGCCCAAAUGUCAUUGACCAUUUCAUCUGUGAUCUUUACCCUCUCCUGAAAGUCUCUUGCACUAACAUGCUCACUUUUGGACUCUUUAUUGUUGCUAACAGUGGGCUGCUGUGCAUGCUCAGUUUUUCUAUUCUUAUCACUUCCUAUGUCUUUAUUCUUUGCUCCCUCAGACCUCACAGCUCUGAAGGACAGUGGAAGGCCAUCUCCACCUGUGCCUCCCAUAUUACUGUCGUCAUCUUACUGUUUGUUCCCUGUAUAUUUGUGUACACUUGGCCCAUGACCACCUUCCCCAUUGAUAAAGCAGUGGCUGUGUUUUAUACUCUAGUAACACCCAUGUUAAACCCUUUAGUCUACACCCUCAGAAAUGCAGAGGUGAAAAAUGCCAUGAAGAAGCUCUGGAGCCAAGAGAUUGUAAUUUUAUUGAGAUAUAUUCAUACGUCAUAUAAUCAAUCCAACAUAUACAAUCAGUGGUUCACAGCCUGCAUUGGUUCUGACAGGAAGAAUGAGGCAAUUCUUAUCUUCUUCCCUGCACAACCAUAUAAACUGCAACCUUAUACUCUUCAGAUGAGGAAACCGAAGCACAGAAAAGUUGGGAAAUUUGUCUCAGAUGACAAAUACUGA